Penicillium arizonense is the source of this 1680-nucleotide messenger RNA. RefSeq names its product acyl--CoA ligase. The record is from RefSeq and is a predicted model, not a curated record. Gene Ontology annotation, molecular function: CoA-ligase activity. The transcript has 4 exons. NCBI's taxonomy places the organism in Eukaryota, Fungi, Ascomycota, Eurotiomycetes, Eurotiales, Aspergillaceae. Gene Ontology annotation, biological process: secondary metabolic process. The coding region runs from base 1 to 1680 and encodes 559 amino acids.
AUGCCCUACAAAUCCCGCUGGACAAUUGACAUCCCCGACACCCAUCUAGCAUCUCUCCUCCUCAAAUCCCCCACGGCCGCCCUGUCUAAAACCCAAAAAUGCUACCUAGAAGCAGCCCGCCCAGAAACCCACUACCUAACAACCCAUGACUUCCGCCUCUGGAGCCAACGGCUCGCAGCCGGCCUGCGCAAAGCAGGCCUCCAACCAGGAGACCGCGUCCUCCUCUUCUCAGGAAACGACCUUUUUUUCCCGGUAGUCUUCAUGGGUACAGUAAUGGCCGGUGGCAUCUUCACCGGUGCAAACCCAACCUUCGUAGCCAGAGAACUCGCCUACCAACUCCAAGACAGCGGCGCUACAUACCUCCUCUGCGCAACAGCCAGUCUAGAAACAGGCCUGGAAGCCGCUAAACAAGCCAAUCUCCCUCUAUCCCGGGUCUUCGCCUUUGACAACGCUAUCUACGAUGGCCACACAUCCCCACCACCAAACUGUCCCUGCCCCUACUGGAGCGACCUCGUCGCAUACCCAGAAGAAGGCGCCGCCUUCACUUGGGAUAUCCUGGACACACCAUCCCUCUCAUCUCGCACUUUAGCUCUCAACUACUCAAGUGGCACAACCGGCCGCCCUAAGGGCGUCGAAAUCUCCCACAAGAACUACGUCGCCAAUAUGCUCCAAUAUUGCCACCUCCCUACUCUAAAGCCGGAUUACGAGGCUCGUCUGACCCGCGCUCGCUGGUUAUGCUUUUUGCCUAUGUACCAUGCAAUGGCACAGAAUAUCUUUAUUGCAGCUGCGCUGUACCGCGCCACGCCCGUUUAUAUCAUGCCCAAGUUUGAUUUCGUGCGCAUGCUGGAAUAUACGCAGCGGUUCCGGAUUACCGAUUAUAUUCUUGUGCCGCCCGUUGUUGUUGCGCUGGCUAAACAUCCUGCCGUUAAGGACUUUGAUCUUUCUAGUGUUGAGUCUGUUGGUAGUGGGGCUGCGCCGCUUGGGAGGGAGGUUUGUGAGGUUGUUGAGGGGUUGUGGCCUGCUGGGAAGAUUAAUGUUAAGCAGGGCUGGGGGAUGACUGAGGCGACAUGUUCUGUGCUUGGGUGGGAUCCGACGCAGACCAGUACCUCUGCAUCUGUCGGUGAGCCUAAUCCUAACUGUGAGGCGAAGAUCGUCACGCCUGAGGGUGCUGAGGUGUUGGAGCGUAACCGGCGUGGCGAGCUGUGGGUGCGGGGGCCGAAUAUCAUGAAGGGUUACUGGCGCAACGCGAAAGCCACCAAGGAGACUCUGACGGACGAUGGCUGGCUGCGAACGGGUGAUAUUGCCUAUGUGGAUGAUCGGGGGAAAUUCCACGUUGUGGAUCGAAUGAAGGAAUUGAUCAAAGUCAAGGGCAACCAAGUAGCGCCCGCCGAACUAGAGGCUCUGCUACUCGAGCAUCCCGCCAUAGCAGACGUCGCAGUCGUCGGAGCAGUCAUUAAUAAUGACGAGCGUCCUCGGGCAUAUAUUGUCCUGAACCCGGGCCAAUCCGCUACAGCCAACGAUAUCACGCAGUUCAUGGAGGGCAAGGUCUCCGCGUUCAAGCGGAUUACAGGCGGAGUGGUAUUCCUCGAUGCGAUACCAAAGAAUCCAUCGGGCAAGAUCUUGCGCAACAAGCUGCGUGAGCAGGCUAAGGAGGAAUUGAAGCCUGCGGCGAAGCUCUAG